This is a messenger RNA of Sesamum indicum (sesame), 2103 nucleotides long. Its product is annotated as nuclease. NCBI's taxonomy places the organism in Eukaryota, Viridiplantae, Streptophyta, Magnoliopsida, Lamiales, Pedaliaceae. The record is from RefSeq and is a predicted model, not a curated record.
GCUGACCCCAAAGUUUUUCAAAAACCCACUUUUGUAGUUUGACAUUCACCAUGCGUUCACAUUGCCGUUCACACAUUCUCUCAAUCACCUCUACUGUAUAUGUAUAUCAGGCUUUCCAUUUUCUCACAGAAUUCUGAUUGCAACCCUUUUUCUUUUUCCGUGCUUUAGACCUUCUUUUCAGGAAGCCCGUUUCGAGAGAUGAAUGAGAACAAGCAGCAGCAGCAGCACCCGCCGCAGCAGAGGAAGAGAAGAAGAAGAGAAAACACGAAUGAUGGCGUCGGAGUUGUGGACGCAGACGUGGACGUGAAGCAAGUGAAGACUAAAGGGCUCAACGAGAUUAUCACUUCUUUGAUUUUGCUUGAGGAUCAAGAAAAGAACGAUCUUGAGGAGUUGGAGAAGGCCAAUCAGGAAGAAAGGCUUCAAUUGGAAGAAAAUCAUAGCAAGAGGACACGGGCUAUGAUGGAUUAUUACUCCGACUUGCAGGAUUAUCAUAAGGACGCCGAGCGCGCUGAAGGGACGAGGAAAAGAAAGGCCAAGGCUAAUGCUUUUGCUGCCACAAACGUUGCGGCAAUGGCCAUUGGUACUGCAGGAGGUGCCGAGGAUUCUGUUUCUAGUGAACAAAACCUCGCCUCGAAUGAUAAAGCUCCAGCGGCCGGGCCUCAAAGGCGGUUGUGGGUUAAGAAUAGGUCUAAAGAUUGGUGGGAUCAAUGUAGCAGUCCGGAUUUUCCGGAGGAGGAAUUUAAGAAGGCGUUUAGGAUGGGGAAGGAGACGUUUGACUUGAUUUGUAAUGAGCUGAGCUCUGUUGUUGCCAAGGAAAAUACAAUGUUGAGGGAUGCUGUUCCAGUUAGGCAACGUGUGGCGGUGUGCAUAUGGCGUUUGGCCACCGGUGAGCCGCUCAGGCUGGUUUCCAAGAAGUUUGGAUUGGGGAUAUCAACAUGUCAUAAGCUUGUCCUUGAGGUUUGUUCCGCAAUAAGGAGCGUUUUGAUGCCCAAGUAUCUUAGGUGGCCUGAUGAGGAGAGUGUGAGGAGGAUCAAGGAAGAAUUUGAAUCCAUAUCUGGGAUACCCAAUGUGGUUGGAUCCAUGUAUACUACACACAUACCCAUUAUUGCUCCUAAGAUUAGUGUAGCGGCCUAUUUCAAUAGGAGGCAUACUGAGAGGAAUCAGAAGACGUCAUAUUCUAUCACCGUUCAGGGAGUUGUCGAUCCGAGGGGAGUGUUUACAGAUGUUUGCAUUGGUUAUCCUGGUUCAAUGACUGAUGAUCAAGUGCUGGAGAAGUCCACUCUUUUCCAGCGGGCGAAUGCAGGAUUCUACCAGGGUGUUUGGAUUGUUGGGGGCUCUGGACAUCCGUUGAUGGAUUGGGUAUUGGUGCCUUAUACACAGCAGCACUUGACUUGGACUCAGCAUGCCUUCAAUGAGAAAAUUGGGGAGAUUCAAAGGAUUGCUAAAGAAUCAUUUGCAAGAUUGAAAGGCAGGUGGGGUUGUUUGCAGAAAAGAACUGAAGUGAAACUUCAAGACUUGCCAGUGGUGCUCGGAGCAUGCUGCGUGUUGCAUAACAUAUGUGAGUUGAGAGAGGAGCGUUUGGAUCCAUCGCUUAAGUUUGAACUCAUUGAUGAUGCGAUGGUUCCUGAGAUUGGAUUGAGAUCGGCAAACGCAAUGAAGGCAAGAGAUACAAUAGCUCACAAUCUCUUGCAUCAUAACCAUGCUGGCACAUCAUUUCUUUCCUAGGAUAAUUUGAAGAAAGCCUUCUCCACUCUUCAUUCCAGAAUGAAGAAUGACAUUAUACAUCUUCUGUUCUACCUUUGUACAAUACACAGUUGGCAAUUUGUUCAAGGGGCUCUGUUUCUCCAUGGUAGGUGCUUUUCCCCUUGGGCAAAUUGAUGUUUAUUAUCGUCUCGUAGGCUGAAGUCAUACACAGAAAUCACAGGCACAUUUAGUUCAGUUUUUACAAUUGACAGUUACUUAGGUGAAUUCCAUUAGUUUCAAGACUAACUGUUCCAUUGCAGUGUUAUACUUGCAAGAAUUGUAUUGUAUUGUAAACUUUCAAAACCAUGAAUAGUUAUUUUAAUUCUCAUUUAUGAAAUGAAAUCUUCCGUUGUGCAUUGA